Ogataea philodendri is the source of this 447-nucleotide messenger RNA. RefSeq lists its product as uncharacterized. Bases 1 to 447 code for a protein of 148 amino acids. Lineage: Eukaryota; Fungi; Ascomycota; Pichiomycetes; Pichiales; Pichiaceae. The record is from RefSeq and is a predicted model, not a curated record. The transcript has a single exon.
AUGGUCCAAGGCCUCGGACCACUUGAAGUUGUUGAGAUCUUUUUCGAACUGCUUCAGUUUCUUGGAACUGGCGUUGCUAUCGUCCACGACGCGGAACUCGCUCUCGCCGUGGUACUCGGAGCCGCGCAUCAUCCGCGCAAAAGCGGCAGACUUGACCUGCUUCACGCCCUGUUGCACCUUUGGCUCUGUCUUUCUGGUUCUAAUGGUGAGCAGACCAGAGUUCAGUCCCACCACCAGAUGUUUGUGAUUAGGCGACACACCGCAACUCAGGACCCCGCUACCAAACUUCCAGCCAAACUUGACAUCCCAGUUCACCGACUGCGAGUCAAACACCUUCAAAUGUCCGUCGAUCGAACCGGCCAGCACUCCGCGCUCGCCAGCGUCAGAGAGGCACGUGACCGUCUUGCUGAAGUUGGCAAGGCUCCGUGUGUUCUUGCCCGCGGUUAA